Molecule: messenger RNA, 892 nt
Organism: Geodia barretti
Lineage: Eukaryota; Metazoa; Porifera; Demospongiae; Tetractinellida; Geodiidae
Source: the annotation of a GenBank genome assembly
AUGGACAAGGUCCGCACCCGCGUAAUGGCCAAGUCCGAGGAGCUGCUGACCAACUCCGAGGACGGCCUGAAGGUGAAGAUCACCCUCAAGGACGGCCGCGUCCUGGAGCACACCACCGGACGGGCAGACAUUCUCGGAAGCCAGAAGAACCCGUGGGGCUUCGACAGCAUCAGGGCCAAGUUCGAGGAGAACGUCGCUCUCGUCCUCAACGACGACGACGUGAACCGAGCCGUCCAGGCCUGGUCCGACAUCCCCGAGGUCACCAACGUAGCCGAGCUGGUCCGCAGCACCCUGGUGGCCACCAAGGCCUGAACCCCAUCGUAGCAAUCACUUAUCGCAAAGUGGCCGUUGUUGCUCAGGAACCAUCGGCACCUAGAAGCCUGGCCGGAAACCCCGAUUCUGCCCAAGCCGUCGUUUUCUUAACGUCGAUUAUCGAGGAAAUAGUGGGUGUUGCAAUGUAUUAUAUGCACUACCACGCGGUAUAAGACUGGAAUUCGUCUGCUUGGCGUAGCGUAAAACCCGGCCAAUGGCUUUCCGGCCAGACUUCUAGGGAUAGUUGCUUUGAUGCGUGCAUGGGCGUACUGGACCAAGGCGACGAGCUGGCGGGUGUUUUCUCACCCGCCAACUUGUCUAUUAGUCAGAUCGUAAUCGGAAUUCCUCGUGCUCUUUUGGGGGUGGCCCAAGCCGUGAAAUCCAUUGGGAUAUGAUCCUGCUGUAUCUGGCGUGAGGAUCUCUGGCCGACCCGUCGGCGGGCCCCUCCCCGCGGUCUGAGCGAUUGAUGGAAAUGAGUGAAGAGCGUCCUUUUCAACAGGAGGAGUACCUGUCGACCCAACAGCGUAUUUUUUCAUAUUUGGCAACGUGUCGGUCAGAAGGAGUUUGCCCAAGUUGCGCA